Molecule: messenger RNA, 26626 nt
Organism: Ahaetulla prasina
Lineage: Eukaryota; Metazoa; Chordata; Lepidosauria; Squamata; Colubridae
Gene: NEB
Product: nebulin
Exons: 190
Coding region: 200-26104 (8634 amino acids)
Biological process (GO): cardiac muscle thin filament assembly
Cellular component (GO): Z disc
Molecular function (GO): actin filament binding
Source: RefSeq, a predicted model, not a curated record
GCUUGUCUCAGGAGGGAGGACAGUCAGAGAGGCUUUGCUCCUAAGGAAAUUUAUUUAAAUAUAACUGGACUGAAGUUGGAGAAAUACGUCAAGCACCCCCCAGAAGCAAAGCAAGAGAGCAUCCCCGGAGAUCAAUGGUGGGACGAGAGAAAUUAACUUCAUUAAGUUAAGUGAGUAGGUGGACAGGCUUUCCGCAAAGAUGGCAGAUGAAGAUGAUUAUGAUGAGGUUGUGGAGUACUACAUAGAAGAGGAGGUCGAGGGUGAACCAGGCGAGGUGAUUACUGAGUACACUGAGACUACAUACAGCACUGGCUCCGCACCGUACACAGUAACAACAAGACAUACUUCAGAAACAAGCAGGCAUCCUUCAGAAACAAGAAGGCAUCCUUCAGAAAUAAGAACACAUACUUAUGAAACAACCACAACGCAUACUUUGGAUAGUACAACACAACCUCCGGAAGUCACAGACACUUCUCACAAGGCCUCCCAACCUGUCAGAAAAAAAGUUGUACGGAAAAAAGUGGACACAUCUAAGUUUCGGACACCUUACUUGGAUCACAGUUCAAAAAUGCAAAAGCUCUUCAGCGAUAAAAAGUACAAGGAAAAAUUUGACAAAGAAAAAGGAAAACAAUGUGGAAUAACAACAGAUACUCCCGAACUUCGGAGAAUCAAGAAAGUCCAGGAUCAGCUCAGUGAGGUUAAGUAUCGCAUGGCUGGGGAGGCAGCUAGAACCGAUUGCCACCUUGACGAAAAAGCAAGAGACAUUGAGCAUGCAAAGAAAGUUUCUCAGCAAGUCAGCAAGGUUUUAUACAAACAGAACUGGGAAGAAAAUAAGGAAAAGUACUUGCUUCCUCCUGAUGCUCCUGAGCUUGUUCAUGCCAUAAAAAAUACAGCCUUAUUCAGUAAGAAACCUUAUGUUGAAGAGUGGGAAGCAGACAAGUCCCUCUUCUAUCCCUAUGAUGACAGUCCUGAACUUAGGAGAGUUGCAAAGGCACAAAAGGCCCUCAGUGAUAUUGUUUACAAAAAAGGACACGAUGAGCAGAAAUCGAAGUACACCUCUGUGCCUGACCCACCUGAUGUGGAGCUUGCCAAGAAAGUUACUCGACAGCUCAGUGACCACAAAUAUCAUGAAGACUAUAAAAAGAAAAAGGGCAAAUGGAGCCAAACACCAUGCUAUGAUGUCGCAAUUGCCAAAAUGAACUCUGAAAACUUGAGCCCAAGAAAAUACCAGGAAGACUGGGAAUCGCAGAAAGACAAUAUCUAUUUCAUGCAGACAGCAACACCAGAGUAUGCGGUUAAUAAGCGUGCUGGAAUUGCUGCCAGUAAGGUAAAAUACAAGGAAGAUUAUGAAAAAGCCAAAGGUUCAGCAGAUUAUAAUGUACUUCCAGCAACGGAGAAUCCGAUGCUCAGGCAUCUAAAAGCUGUUGCAAAUAAUGUAAAUGAUAGAUUAUAUAAGGAGGCAUACGAGAAAGCCAAAGCAAAAAGUAUCAACUACUGCGAGACUCCAAAGUACAAAAUCGACAACGUUCUGAAAGACUUUAGUGAUGUCAAAUACAAAGAGCCUUACAUAGCCAAUGUCUUGGGCCGAUACAUAGGCACCCCUGAGGACCCCUAUCAAGUGCAUUGCAUGAAGAUUGAAGCUAUGAAGAGCGAUAAAAACUAUAAAGCGGAUUAUGAAGAGGAAAAAGCUAACUGCUACUUCCCCCAGACCUUGACUCAAGAAUAUGAAGUCCAGAAGAAGCUGGACAAGUGCAAAGAUAUUAUCUACAAAAAGCCUCCAGAUCAGAUUAAGUUUACUCAGGUGGCGAAUUCUCCUGUUUUGGUACAAGCACAGAUUAACACCAAGCAGUUAAGCGAUAUGAAUUACAAAGCCAAACAUGAGGCAGAAAAAUCCAGAUGUUCCAUACCUCCAGAUACUCCUUUGCUUCUUCAGUCCAAAGUCAAUGCUUAUAAUAUCAGUGAUAAUUGGUAUAAGUAUGACUGGGAUCAAUCCAAAGCAAAGAAGUUUGAUAUCAAAAUGGAUGCCAUCCCGAUUCUGGCUGCCAAAGCAAAACAAAAAAUUGCAAGUGAGGUUGAGUACAAGAAGGGAUACGAAAAGAGCAAAGGAAAACUUGUUGGAGCUUUGAGUGUUGAAGAUGAUCCUAGGAUCCGGCAUUCACUGAAAGUAGGCAAGCUGCAAAGUGAUAGAUUAUAUAAGGAACCAUAUGAAAAAGCAAAAGGACUAAGCAUUAACUAUUGUGAGACUCCACAAUAUCAGGUGGACAAUGCUCUUAAGAACUUCACUGGGGUGAGAUACAAAGAGCCUUAUGUAACCGAUGUCCUGGGCCGGUACAUAGGCACUCCUGAGGACCCCUAUCAAGUGCAUUGCAUGAAGAUUGAAGCUAUGAAGAGUGACAAAAACUAUAAAGCGGACUACGAAGAUGAAAAGGAUAAAUGUUAUUUCCCUCAAACCAUAACUCAAGAAUAUGAAGCCUUGAAGAAGCUGGACAUGUGCAAAGAUUCUGCCUACAAAAAGCAUCCUGACCAAAUCAAGUUUACUUCAGUGCCGGAUUCUCCAGUUUUGCUACAAGCACAGAUUAAUACCAAGCAGCUGAGUGAUAUGAACUACAAAGCCAAACAUGAGGCUGAAAAAUCCAGAUGUUCCAUACCUCCUGAUGCUCCUUUAUUCCUUCAGUCCAGAGUCAAUGCUUAUAACAUCAGUGAUAAUUGGUAUAAGUACGACUGGGAUCAAUCAAAAGCAAAGAAGUUUGAUAUCAAAAUGGAUGCUAUCCCGAUUUUGGCUGCAAAAGCAAAGCAAAAAAUCACGAGCGAUGUUGAGUACAAGAAAGGCUAUGAAAAGAGCAAAGGGAAGCUUAUUGGAGCUUUGAGUGUUGAAGAUGAUCCUAGGAUCCGGCACUCACUGAAAGUAGGCAAGCUGCAAAGUGAUAGAUUAUAUAAGGAACCAUAUGAAAAAGCAAAAGGAGUAAGCAUUAACUAUUGUGAGACUCCACAGUAUCAGGUGGACAACACUCUUAAGAACUUCACUGGGGUGAGAUACAAAGAGCCUUAUGUAACCAAUGUCCUGGGCCGGUACAUAGGCACUCCUGAGGACCCCUAUCAAGCGCAUUGCAUGAAGAUUGAAGCUAUGAAGAGUGACAAAAACUAUAAAGCGGACUAUGAAGAUGAAAAGGCUAAAUGUUAUUUUCCUCAAACCAUAACUCAAGAAUAUGAAGCCUUGAAGAAGCUGGACAUGUGCAAAGAUUCUGCCUACAAAAAGCAUCCUGACCAAAUCAAGUUUACUUCAGUGUCGGAUUCUCCAGUUUUACUACAAGCACAGAUUAAUACCAAGCAGCUGAGUGAUAUGAAUUACAAAGCUAAACAUGAAGCUGAAAAAUUCAGAUGUUCUAUACCUCCAGAUGCUCCUUUGUUUCUCCAGUCCAGAGUUAAUGCUUAUAAUAUCAGUGAUAAUUGGUACAAGUAUGAUUGGGAUCAAUCGAAAGCAAAGAAAUUUGAUAUCAAAGUAGAUGCCAUCCCAAUUCUGGCUGCCAAAGCAAAACAAAAAAUUGUGAGCGAUGUUGAGUACAAGAAAGGCUACGAAAAGAGCAAAGGGCAGCUUAUUGGAGCAUUGAGCGUCGAAGAUGAUCCCAAGAUCUUACAUUCUCUGAAAGUGGGGAAACUCCAAAACGAUAGACUAUAUAAGGAACUAUAUGAAAAAGCAAAAGGAGUAAGCAUUAAUUAUUGUGAGACUCCACAGUAUCAGGUGGACAACGUUCUUAAGAACUUCAGUGGGGUGAAAUACAAAGAGCCUUACGUAACCAACGUGCUGGGCCGAUAUAUAGGGACUUUUGAGGACCCCUAUCAAGCGCAUUGCAUGAAGAUUGAAGCUAUGAAGAGUGACAAAAACUAUAAGGCAGACUAUGAAGACGAAAAGGCUAAAUGCUAUUUCCCUCAAACCAUAACUCAAGAAUAUGAAGCCAUAAAGAAGCUGGAUGUGUGCAAAGAUCAUGCAUAUAAGAAACAUCCUGGUCAGAUCAAGUUUACCCCUGUAACAGACUCGCUGGUUAUGGUACAAGCACAAAUUAAUUCCAAGCAGCUGAGUGAUUUGAACUACAAAGCCAAACACGAAGCUGAGAAAAACAGAUGUUCUAUCCCUCCAGAUGCUCCCAUAUUCCUCCAAUCCAGAGUCAAUGCCUACAACAUCAGUGAUAAUUGGUAUAAAUAUGACUGGGAUCAAUCAAAAGCAAAUAAAUUUGACAUCAAGAUGGAUGCCAUUCCAAUUCUAGCUGCAAAAGCCAAGCAAAAAAUUGCUAGUGAUGUUGAAUACAAAAAGGGUUAUGAACAGAGCAAAGGCAAGUUAAUUGGAGCUCUGAGUAUUGAAGAUGAUCCCAAAAUGAUACAUUGCCAAAAAGUGGCCAAGCAACAGAGUGAUCUGCUCUAUAAAGAAGGUUAUGAAGCAUCGAAGACCAAAUACACAGCACCGUUGGACAUGAUUCCCAUUGUACAAGCAAAGAAAGCUCAGGCGAUCAUCAGUGAUACAGACUACAGGCAUCGCAUCCAUAAUUACUCCUAUCCUCCUGAUAGUAUUAAUGUGGAACUGGCCAGGAAGGCUAAUACUAUACUCAGUGAUAAUGAAUAUAAAGCUGAUUACAACAAUUGGAUGAAAGGAAUUGGUUGGAUACCUUAUGGAUCCCUGGAUGCAGAAACAGCAAAAAGAACUUCAGGAUACGUAAGUGAGAAAAAAUACCGUCAGCCUCCAGACACUAUUAAAUUUACACAAAUUGAAGAUCAUCCUACUGUGGUUCAGGCCAAAAUCAAUCAAGCCCAGCGGAGUGAUAUACUUUAUAAAGCCAAAAAUGAAGAACUAAUUCACAAUUAUAACCUCCCGGCAGAUGCGCCUCAAUUUAUCCAGGCAAAGGUUAACUCCUACAAUAUCAGUGAUACUUAUUACAAACUGGGGUUGGAAGACCUGAAAUCGAGGGGCUGUGACCUGAGGAGCGAUGCCAUCCCCAUUAGAGCAGCUAAAAGUGCCAGCAAGGCUGCCAGUGAUUUUGAAUAUAAGAAAGGCUAUGAACAAGGCAAAGGCAAACUGAUUGGCUUCCAGAGCAUUCAAGAUGACCCCAAAUUAGUUCAUUAUAAGAACGUGGCCAAGAUGCAGUCCGAGAGGGACUACAAGAAAGGCUAUGAGGAAAGCAAGACUAAAUACAACAUUCCACUUGAUAUGGUGAAUGUUGUAGCUGCUAAGAAAGCCCAAGAAAUUGUCAGCGAUACCAAUUACAAGAAUCUCCUGCACAAUUAUACAUUAUUGCCAGAUGAUAUUAAUGUGGAGCGAGCUAAAAACAUGAUGCAGAUUCAGAGUGAUAAUCUUUACAAGACAGAUUUUACUGGCUGGAUGAAAGGUAUUGGGUGGAUCCCAAUUGGUUCCCUUGAAGCGGAGAAAGCUAAAAAAGCAGGAGAGGCUCUAAAUGAAAAGAAGUACCGACAGCAUCCAGACACUAUUAAAUUUACAAGUAUUGUGGAUUCUCCCGUCAUGGUCCAGGCUAAGCAGAAUGCACUUCAGCUCAGUGAUAUUUUAUACAAAUCCUCCGGGGAAGAAAUGAAGCAUACAUAUAAUUUGCCUGCAGAUGCCCCUCAGUUCAUCCAGGCCAGAUAUAAUGCAGCUAAUAUUAGUGAUAAUUAUUAUAAAUAUGGCUAUCAGGACCUCAUAGCCAAAGGACCCAGUGUACUGGGUGAUGCCAUUCCAAUUACUCAUGCCAAGGCCUCAAGAAACAUUGCUAGUGACUACAAAUACAAAGAAGCUUAUCAAAAGACUAAAGGAAAACAGGUUGGUUUCCGAAACUUGCAAGACGCUCCUAUGCUUGUCCAUUCUAUGAAUGUGGCCAAGAUGCAGUCUGAGCGUGAGUACAAGAAGGAUUAUGAGAAAAGCAAGACAUGCUAUCACACACCAGUGGAGAUGGUCAGUAUCCAAGCUGCCAAGCAGGCUCAGGAUGUAGCCUCCAAUGUCAACUACAAAAAUCUGAUCCAUCACUAUACCUACCUGCCAGAUGCUAUGAAUGUGGAGCUGGCCAAGAACAGGAUGCAAAUCCAGAGUGAUGUUGUUUACAAAGAUGACUACAAUAACUGGUUAAGAGGUGUGGGGUGGAGUCCCUUGGGCUCCCUGGAUAUGGAAAAAGUUAGAAAAGCUGGCGAGGCAAUAUCUGAAUCGAAAUAUCGCCAGCACCCGGACAAAUUCAAGUUUACAAGUUUGAUGGAUGCUAUACCGAUGGUUUUGGCUCAACAGAAUACCAAACAGCUGAGUGAUAUAAACUAUAAGGUAGAAGGUGAGAAAAUGAAGCACACGUAUCAUUUGGAUCCAGAUGUACCUGCAUUUAUUCAAGCAAAAGUCAAUGCCUACAAUAUAAGUGAUAAUUUCUACAAAGCAGACUGGAAGAGGCGGCUUGCUGAAGGCUAUGACCUGAAAGCAGAUGCUAUUCCUAUCGUGGCCGCGAAAUCUUCACGCCACAUUGCCAGUGAUUACAAAUACAAGGAAUCCUAUGAGAAAGAAAAAGGAAAGCAUAUUGGCUUCCUUAGCCUGCAAGAUGAUCCUAAAUUGGUUCAUUAUAUGAAUGUGGCAAAACAACAAUCAGAACGUGAAUAUAAGAAAGGCUAUGAAAGCGGCAAAACUAACUAUCACUUGCCUCUAGACCUAUUCAGUGUAGUGGCCGCUAAGAAAGCCCAAGAAGUUGUGACUGACACAAACUACAAACAACCUCUGCAUAAUUACACUCUUCUUCCUGAUGCCAUGAGUAUGGAAUUGUCAAGAAACAGGAUGCAGAUUCAGAGUGAUAAUCUUUACAAAGCUGACUUUAAUAGCUGGCUGAAGGGACUAGGCUGGGUGCCAAUUCAAUCUCUGGAGGUGGAAAAUGCAAAGAAUGCCACUCAGAUUCUCAGUGAAAACAAAUAUCGUCAGCACCCAGACAAACUGAAGUAUACCAUUGACAUGGAUGCCAUGGAACAGGUGUUGGCUAAACAAAAUGCCCAUACUAUGGAUAAGAGGCUGUAUGUAGAAAAAUGGAACAAAGACAAGACUGACAUUCACGUAAUGCCUGAUACACCAGAAAUACUCCUGUCCAGAGCCAACCAAAUCAUCAUGAGUGAUAAAAUAUAUAGGUCUGGCUGGGAAGAGGAGAAGAAGAAAGGCUAUGAUCUACGAUCAGAUGCUCUGUCCAUAAAAGCAGCUAAAGCUUCCAGGGAUAUUGCAAGUGAUUACAAAUACAAACUGGCCUUCGAACAAUCGAAAGGAAGGCAGAUCGGCUUCCGUAACGUAAAAGAUGACCCUAAGCUUGUGCACUAUAUGGAAGUUGCCAAGAUGCAAUCAGAGCGUGAAUACAAAAAGGACUACGAAAAAUCAAAGACACGGUUCCACACUCCUGUCGACAUGUUCAGUGUUGUAGCAGCCAAGAAGGCACAGGAAGUGGCAACUGAUACCAACUACCGGAAUAUUAUCCACACUUACAGUGCUUUGCCUGAUUCUAUGAGCCUUGAAUUGGCCAAAAAUAUGAUGCAGAUCCAGAGUGAUAAUCAGUACAAAGCAGACUAUGAUGAAUUCAUGAAAGGGAUUGGAUGGAUACCACUAGGAUCUCUAGAAGCUGAAAAGAAUAGGAAAGCCAUGGAGAUUGUCAGUGAGAAGAAGUACAGACAACAUCCAGACAAACUGAAAUAUUCUAUUCUAAUGGAUUCUAUGCCAAUGGUUUUGGCGACAAGUAAUGCAAAAAUAAUGGAUGAUCGCCUUUACAAAAAGGACUGGGAAGCAGAAAAGACACAGAUUCAUAUCAUGCCAGAUAUUCCUGAGAUUCUUUUGGCAAAAGUCAAUGCGUAUAACAUCAGUGAUAAAAUAUAUAAACAUUCUCUGGAAGAAGCUAAGAAGAAAGGCUGUGAUCUCAGAAGUGAUGCAAUCCCUAUUCAGGCUGCUAAAGCUUCUCGGGAGAUUGCCAGUGAUUACAAAUAUAAAUUGGGUUAUGAACAGGACAAGGGUAAGCUUGUUGGCUUCCGCAGCCUCCAAGAUGACCCCAAGCUUGUCCAUUACAUGCAAGUGGCCAAGAUGCAGUCAGAUCGCGAGUACAAGAAAGCCUAUGAAAGCAGCAAAACGAGAUACAACACGCCUGCUGAUAUGGUCAGCAUUGUGGCUGCCAAAGAAGCACAAGACAAUAUUACCAAUAUCAAUUACAAAAGGCUCAUCCAUAAAUAUAUCCUUCUGCCGGAUGCCAUAAAUGUAGAACUGGCCAGAAACAUGAAUCGGGUUCAAAGUGAUCAUGAAUAUAAGCAAGAUUAUAAUGAGUGGUAUAAAGGUCUUGGUUGGAGCCCUGCUGGGUCAUUGGAUAUUGAGAAGUCCAAGAAAGCCACUGAAAUUGCUAGUGACACCAAAUAUCGCCAGCACCCAAGUCUUUUCCCAUUUAAGAAGCUGACUGAUUCAAUGGAUAUGGAACUCGCCAAGCACAAUGCUGAUGUUAUGAAUAAGCGUGCCUACAUAAAUGCAUGGGAGCAAGAUAAGACAACAAUUCAUGUCAUGCCAGAUACACCAGAUAUUAUGCUGGCUAAAGCAAAUAAGUUUAAUUACAGCCAGAAAUUGUACAAACUUGGAUUGGAAGAAAUGUUGAAAAAGGGUUAUGACCUUACUACUGAAGCCUUAUCAGUGAAAGCAGCUAAAGCAUCCAGAGACAUUGCUAGUGAUUACAAGUACAAAGAUGGCUACCGCAAGCAACUCGGCCAUCAUAUUGGAGCUCGUAGUAUAGAAGACGAUCCUAAAAUGCUGCAUUCUAUAAAUGUGGCCAAGAUGCAGAGUGAGAGGGAAUACAAGAAAGUUUUUGAGACGCUGAAGACCAAGUACAGCAGUCCUGUGGAUAUGCUGUCAGUCUUGGGGGCAAAGAAUUGCCAGAAGCUGGUCAGCGAUAUUGAUUACCGUAAUUAUUUGCACCAGUGGACAUGUCUUCCAGACCAAAAUGAUGUCAUCCAUGCCAAGAAGACCUAUGAACUACAGAGUGAUAUUGCAUAUAAAUCUGAUCUCGAAUGGCUUAAAGGCAUUGGAUGGAAUACGUUGGGAUCUCUCGAGUCGGAAAAGAACAAGAAAGCUUCUGAGAUUCUGAGUGAAAGAACUUAUCGUCAGCAUCCAGACACAAUUAAAUUCACAAGCAUUCCUGAUUCAAUGGAAGUUGUUCUGGCAAAAGAAAACUCAAAGCAUAGAAGUGAUAGACUUUAUCGAGAAGCUUGGGACAAAGAUAAGACUCAGAUUCAUAUCAUGCCUGACACUCCUGAGAUUAUGUUGUCCAGAAUCAAUUUAGUUAACUUGAGUGAUAAACUCUACAAAUUAGGAUUGGAAGAAUUGAAAAGAAAAGGCUAUGAUCUUCCACCUGAUGCCAUACCGAUCAAGGCAGCAAAAGCAUCUAGAGAAAUUGCCAGUGAAUACAAAUACAAAGAGGCAUACCGUAAGCAGCUUGGUCACCACAUUGGAGCUCGUAGUAUAGAAGACGAUCCUAAAAUGUUGCAUUCUAUGAAUGUAGCCAAGAUGCAGAGUGAAAGGGAAUAUAAGAAAGUUUUUGAGCAAUUGAAGACUAAGUAUAGCACUCCUGUAGAUAUGCUGUCAGUCUUGGGGGCCAAGAAUUGCCAGAAACUGGUCAGCGAUAUCGAUUACCGUAAUUAUUUGCACCAGUGGACAUGCCUCCCAGAUCAAAACGAUGUCAUCCAUGCCAGGAAAACGUAUGAUCUUCAAAGUGAUAUUAAUUAUAAGUCAGACCUUGAGUGGCUCAGGGGGAUUGGCUGGUCGCCUAGUGGUUCUUUGGAAGCAGAGAAGAAUAAGAGAGCUUCUGAGAUCUUGAGUGACCAUGGAUAUAGGCAGCAUCCUGACACUUUCGCUUUUACCAGCCCUAUUGAUUCCUUACCUAUGGCUUUGGCCAAACAUAACUCUGAAAUUAUGAAUCAGCGUAUGUAUAUUGAUGCUUGGAAUAAAGAUAAAACCAGUAUCCAUAUUAUGCCUGAUACACCUGAAAUUCUACUGUCACAACAGAACAAAAUCAACUACAGUGAUAAACUGUACAAACUAUCAUUGGAGGAGGCCAAGAAGAAGGGGUAUGAUCUUCGGAUAGAUGCAAUUCCUAUCCAGGCUGCUAAAGCAUCUAGAGAUAUUGCAAGUGAGUACAAGUACAAAGAAGGUUAUCGCAAGCAACUCGGCCAUCAUAUUGGAGCUCGUAGUAUAGAAGAUGAUCCUAAAAUGUUGCAUUCUAUGAAUGUGGCCAAGAUGCAGAGUGAAAGGGAAUAUAAGAAAGUCUUUGAGAAGCUGAAGACCAAGUACAGCACUCCUGUAGAUAUGCUGUCAGUCUUGGGGGCAAAGAAUUGCCAGAAGCUGGUCAGCGAUAUUGAUUACCGUAAUUAUUUGCACCAGUGGACCUGCCUCCCAGACCAAAAUGAUGUCAUCCACGCUAGAAAAGCUUAUGAUCUGCAGAGUGACAAUUACUACAAGUCUGAUCUUCAAUGGUUGAAAGGCAUUGGGUGGGUCCCUAUUGGUUCCUUGGAGAAUGAAAAAGUCAAGAAAGCUGGAGAGAUCCUAAGUGAAAAGAUGUAUCGUCAGCCUCCAGACAAAUUCAAGUUUACUAGUGUGACAGAUUCUCUAGAAAUACUUUUGGCCAAGCAUAAUGCAGAAAAUAUGAAUAAGCGUUUGUACACUGAAGCUUGGGAUAAAGACAAGACACAAAUUCACAUAAUGCCUGAUACUCCUGAAAUAACUUUAGCAAGACAGAACAAGAUCAACUACAGUGAGAGUUUAUAUAAACUUUCCUUGGAAGAGGCAAAGAAGAAGGGGUACGACUUGCGAAUAGAUGCAAUUCCGAUUCAGGCUGCCAAGGCAUCCAGAAUUAUUGCUAGUGAUUACAAAUACAAAGAAGGUUAUCGCAAGCAACUGGGCCAUCACAUUGGAGCUCGUAGUGUGGAAGAUGAUCCUAAAAUAUUGCAUUCUAUAAAUGUAGCCAAGAUGCAAAGUGAGAGGGAAUACAAGAAAGUUUUUGAGAAACUGAAGACCAAAUACAGCAGUCCUGUGGAUAUGCUGUCAAUCUUGGGGGCCAAGAAUUGCCAGAAAUUGGUCAGCGAUAUUGAUUAUCGCAAUUACUUGCACCAGUGGACAUGUCUACCAGAUCAAAAUGAUGUCAUCCAAGCUAGGAAAGCUUAUGAUUUGCAGAGUGAUAAUUGCUACAAAGCAGACCUUGAAUGGAUAAAAGGCAUCGGCUGGGUCCCUAUUGGUUCACUGGAUGUUGAGCGUGCCAAGAAAGCAGGAGAGAUCCUGAGUGAAAAGACAUACCGCCAACCUCCAGAGAAUUUCAAAUUCACCAGUGUGACAGAUUCUCUAGAAAUGGAAUUGGCCAGACAUAAUGCUGAAACUAUGAACAAGAGGCUGUAUACUGAAGCUUGGGAUAACGAUAAACUCACAAUCCAUGUCAUGCCUGAUACGCCAGAAAUUGUCCUAGCAAAGUGCAACAAAUUAAACUAUAGCCAGAAAUUGUAUCGAUUGGCCAUGGAGGAAGCAAAGAAGGAUGGUUACGACCUGCGUCUUGAUGCCAUCCCAAUUCAAGCUGCCAAGGCUUCAAGAGCUAUUGCCAGUGAUUACAAGUACAAAGAAGGUUAUCGCAAGCAACUUGGCCACCACAUUGGAGCUCGUAGUAUAGAAGACGAUCCUAAAAUGUUGCAUUCUAUAAAUGUAGCCAAGAUGCAGAGUGAGAGAGAAUAUAAGAAAGUCUUUGAGAAACUGAAGACCAAAUAUAGCACUCCUGUGGAUAUGCUGUCAGUCUUGGGGGCCAAGAAUUGUCAGAAAUUGGUCAGCGAUAUUGAUUACCGUAAUUAUUUGCACCAGUGGACCUGCCUCCCAGAUCAAAAUGAUGUCAUCCACGCUAGAAAAGCUUAUGAUCUGCAGAGUGAUAAUUGCUACAAAGCAGACCUUGAGUGGAUGAAAGGCAUCGGCUGGGUCCCUAUUGGUUCACUGGAUGUUGAGCAUGCUAAGAAAGCAGGAGAGAUCCUGAGUGAAAAGACAUACCGCCAACCUCCAGAGAAUUUCAAAUUCACCAGUGUGACAGAUUCUCUGGAAAUGGAAUUGGCCAGGCAUAAUGCUGAAACCAUGAACAAGAGGCUGUAUACUGAAGCUUGGGAUACUGAUAAGCGCACAAUCCAUGUCAUGCCUGAUACGCCAGAAAUCGUCCUAGCAAAGUUCAAUAAAUUAAACUACAGCCAGAAAUUGUACCGACUGGCCAUGGAGGAAGCAAAAAAAGAUGGCUAUGACCUGCGUCUUGAUGCCAUCCCAAUUCAAGCUGCCAAGGCUUCAAGAGCUAUUGCCAGUGAUUACAAAUACAAAGAAGGUUAUCGCAAGCAACUGGGCCAUCACAUUGGAGCGCGUAGUGUGGAAGAUGAUCCUAAAAUGUUGCAUUCUAUAAAUGUAGCCAAGAUGCAAAGUGAGAGAGAAUAUAAGAAAGUCUUUGAGAAACUGAAGACGAAAUAUACCAGUCCUGUGGAUAUGCUGUCAAUCUUGGGGGCCAAGAAUUGUCAGAAAUUGGUCAGCGAUAUUGAUUACCGUAAUUAUUUGCACCAGUGGACCUGCCUCCCAGAUCAAAAUGAUGUCAUCCAAGCUAGGAAAGCUUAUGAUUUGCAGAGUGAUGCUCUUUACAAGUCAGAUCUAGAAUGGCUGAAAGGCAUUGGCUGGGUGCCUCUUGGUUCACUGAAUGUUGAACAUGUCAAGAGAGCUGGAGAAAUCCUAAGUGAAAACAAAUAUCGGCAACCACCUAAUCAAAUGAAAUUUACCUGUAUCACAGAUGCCUGGGAUGUAGAAUUAGCAAAGCAUAAUGCUGAGCUUAUGAGCAAGCGAUUAUAUACUGAAGCAUGGGAUAAUGAUAAAAUCAAAAUCAAUAUUAUGCCAGAUACCCCAGAAAUUCUGCUGGCCAAGGCAAAUUCUGCAAAUAUCAGCCAUAAACUUUAUGUCCAAGGAUGGGAAGAUACUAAGCAGAAAGGUUACGACCUGAGAACCGAUGCUAUUCCAAUUAAAGCGGCAAAAGCUUCGAGGGAUAUUGCUAGUGAUUAUAAAUACAAAGAAGCACAUGAAAAGCAAAAAGGGCAUUAUGUUGGGGUUCAAAAAAUGGAAGAUGAUCCCAAGUUGGUAUGGUUUGCCCAUGCAGGCAAGAUUCUGAGUGAUCUGGAAUACAAGAAGAACUUUGAACAAUGUAAAGCAAAGAUCCAUUGUCCUGUUGACAUGCUAUCAAUCUUAGAUGCUAAGAAUUGUCAGAAGUUGGUUAGUGAGGUGGACUAUCGCAGACAUUUGCAUGAAUGGACUUGCCUGCCAGACCAGAAUGACGUUAUUCAAGCAAAGAAAGCAUAUGAUCUCCAGAGUGAUAAUGUGUAUAAGGCAGACUUGGAAUGGCUGCGUGGAAUUGGCUGGAUGCCAGAAGGCUCUGUGGAAGUCCAACGAGUGAAGAAUGCCCAGGAUCUGUUGUGUGAAAGAUUGUACCGGCAGCGGCCAGAUUCUCUGAAAUUCACAUCUAUUGUUGAUUCCCCGGAAGUUGUCCUGGCUAAGGCCAAUGCUUUGAUGCAGAGUGGGGCUUUAUAUCGUGAAGUUUGGGAUAACGAAAAAACACAGUACACGCUUCCACUUGACAUUCCUGAGAUUGUUCUAUCCAAAGCAAAUUCUGUGAACUACAGUAAAAAACAUUAUCAGCUUGGAUUGGAGGAGAUGAAGAAGCGAGGCUAUGAUUUAAGAUUGGAUGCUAUUGAAAUCCAGCACGCCAAGUCUUCUAGGAAUAUUGCUAGUGAGUACAAGUACAAAGAAGGUUACCGUAAGCAAGUGGGACACCAUAUUGGAUGCCGGGAUAUCCAUGAUGAUCCCAAACUAGUGUUGGCAAUGCAUGUAGCCAAACUGCAGAGUGAGAGGGAGUACAAGAAAUAUUUUGAGAAGUUUAAAACCAAGUUCAAUAGUCCAGUGGACAUGCUGUCCAUCUUGUUGGCCAAGAAAUGUCAGAAGCUGGUUAGUGACAUUGAUUAUCGCCGGUACCUCCAUGAAUGGAUAUGUUUGCCUGACCAGAAUGAUGUCAUCCAAGCCAAGAAAGCCUAUGACCUACAGAGUGAUAAUCUUUACAAGUCAGAUCUGGAAUGGCUCCGUGGGAUUGGAUGGAUGCCAGAAGGCUCUGUGGAUGUGGUCAGAGUGAAAAAGGCUCAAGAUCUCGUGAAUGACAGGUUGUACAAACAACGCCCAGAUGCGCUGAAAUUUACCAGUAUACCUGACCCACCCCCAGUUGUCCUGGCUAAGGUCAAUGCACAACAGAUCAGUGAGCACCUGUAUCGUGAAGCGUGGGAUAAUGAGAAGGCACAGAUUAAUAUUCCUCUCGAUACCCCUGAAAUACUGCUUUCCAAGAUGAAUGCUGUGAAUGUUAGCCAUAAACAUUAUACUGGAGCCUGGGAUGAAGCCAAAGCAAAAGGUUAUGACUUUAAAGUGGAUGCUCUUUCAUUCAAGCAUGCAAAGUCUUCCAGAGAAAUUGCCAGUGAGUAUAAAUACAAACAAACUUACGAGAAGCAGAAAGGUCAUUACAUUGGAACCCCAUCAGUCAAGGAAGAUCCUAAACUUUCAUGGGCUGCUCGAGUAAUGAAGAUGCAAAAUGACCGUCUCUAUAAGCAAGCAUACCACAGUUCAAAGGCCCAGAUCACCAUCCCCUAUGAAAUGGUGGCUAUCCAGGCAGCCAAACAAGGGCAGGCUAUAGCCAGCGACAUUGAUUACCAUCAUUAUCUGCACCAGUGGUCUUGUCUGCCGGAUCAGAACGAUGUGAUCCAAGCAAAGAAAGCGUAUGAACUUCAGAGCGAUAAUUUGUAUAAAGCUGAUCUGGAAUGGCUCCGUGGGAUUGGAUGGAUGCCGGAAGGUUCUGUGGAUGUGGUCAGAGUGAAAAAGGCUCAAGAUCUCGUGAAUGACAGGUUGUACAAGCUACGCCCAGAUGCACUGAAAUUUACCAGUAUACCUGACCCACCUCCAGUCGUCCUGGCUAAGGUCAAUGCUCAACAGAUCAGUGAGCACCUGUAUCGUGAAGCGUGGGAUAAUGAGAAGGCACAGAUUAAUAUUCCUCUCGAUACCCCUGAAAUACUGCUCUCCAAGAUGAAUGCUGUGAAUGUUAGCCAUAAACAUUAUACUGGAGCCUGGGAUGAAGCCAAAGACAAAAGCUAUGACUUUAAAGUUGACGCUCUUUCAUUCAAGCAUGCAAAAUCUUCCAGAGAAAUUGCCAGUGAGUAUAAAUACAAACAAACUUACGAGAGACAGAAAGGUCAUUACAUUGGAACCCCUUCAGUCAAGGAGGAUCCUAAACUUUCAUGGGCUGCUCGAGUAAUGAAGAUGCAAAAUGACCGUCUCUAUAAGCAAGCAUACCACAAUUCAAAAGCCAAGAUCACCAUCCCCUACGAAACGGUGGCUAUCCAGGCAGCCAAACAAGGGCAGGCUAUAGCCAGCGACAUUGAUUACCAUCAUUAUCUGCACCAGUGGUCUUGUCUGCCGGAUCAGAACGAUGUGAUCCAAGCAAAGAAAGCGUAUGAACUUCAGAGCGAUAACUUGUAUAAAGCUGAUCUGGAAUGGCUCCGUGGGAUUGGAUGGAUGCCAGAAGGCUCUGUGGAUGUGGUCAGAGUGAAAAGGGCUCAAGAUCUCAUAAAUGAGAGGUUGUACAAACUACGUCCAGACGCGCUGAAAUUUACCAGUAUACCUGACCCACCCCCGGUUGUCCUGGCUAAGGUCAAUGCACAACAGAUCAGUGAGAACCUGUAUCGUGAAGCAUGGGAUAAAGAGAAGGCACAGAUUAAUAUUCCUCUUGAUACCCCUGAAGUACUGCUCUCCAGGAUGAAUGCUGUGAAUGUUAGCCGUAAACAUUAUACUGGAGCCUGGGAUGAAGCCAAAGACAAAAGCUAUGACUUUAAAGUUGACGCUCUUUCAUUCAAGCAUGCAAAAUCUUCCAGAGAAAUUGCCAGUGAGUAUAAAUACAAACAAACUUACGAGAGACAGAAAGGUCAUUACAUUGGAACCCCAUCAGUCAAGGAGGAUCCUAAACUUUCAUGGGCUGCUCGAGUAAUGAAGAUGCAAAAUGACCGUCUCUAUAAGCAAGCAUACCACAGUUCAAAAGCCCAGAUCACCAUCCCCUAUGAAAUGGUGGCUAUCCAGGCAGCCAAACAAGGGCAGGCUAUAGCCAGCGACAUUGAUUACCAUCAUUAUCUGCACCAGUGGUCUUGUCUGCCGGAUCAGAACGAUGUGAUCCAAGCAAAGAAAGCGUAUGAACUUCAGAGCGAUAACUUGUAUAAAUCAGAUCUGGAAUGGCUCCGUGGGAUUGGAUGGAUGCCAGAAGGCUCUGUGGAUGUGGUCAGAGUGAAAAGGGCUCAAGAUCUCAUAAAUGAGAGGUUGUACAAACUACGCCCAGACGCGCUGAAAUUUACCAGUAUACCUGACCCACCCCCGGUUGUCCUGGCUAAGGUCAAUGCACAACAGAUCAGUGAGAACCUGUAUCGUGAAGCGUGGGAUAAAGAGAAGGCACAGAUUAAUGUUCCUCUCGAUACCCCAUCAAUGCUGCUCUCCAAGAUGAAUGCUGUGAAUGUUAGCAAUAAACAUUAUACUGGAGCCUGGGAUGAAGCCAAAGCAAAAGGUUAUGACUUUAAAGUGGAUGCUCUUUCAUUCAAGCAUGCGAAAUCUUCCAGAGAAAUUGCAAGUGAGUAUAAAUACAAACAAACUUACGAGAGACAGAAAGGUCAUUACAUUGGAACCCCUUCAGUCAAGGAGGAUCCUAAACUUUCAUGGGCUGCUCGAGUAAUGAAGAUGCAAAAUGACCGUCUCUAUAAACAAGCAUACCAAAAUUCAAAAGCCAAGAUCACCAUCCCCUAUGAAAUGGUGGCUAUCCAGGCAGCCAAACAAGGGCAGGCUUUAGCCAGCGACAUUGAUUACCACCAUUAUCUGCACCAGUGGUCUUGUCUGCCGGAUCAGAACGAUGUGAUCCAAGCAAGGAAAGCAUAUGAACUUCAGAGCGAUGCUGUGUAUAAGUCAGAUCUAGAAUGGCUCCGUGGGAUUGGAUGGAUACCAAGUGGAUCUCCUAUAGUGAAAAGAGUUAAAUUUGCCCAGGAAAUCCUGAGUGACAAUGUAUAUCGCACUCCUGCUGACCGUCUGAAGUUCACCAACAUUGUUGAUACACCGGACGUUCUCCUUGCUAAAACCAACGCGGCGCAAAUCAGUAUUCCUAAAUACCGAGAAGUUUGGGAUAAAGAUAAAGUUAUGAUCCAUGUGAUGGCUGACACACCAGAAAUAAUACUUUCCAAGACCAAUUCCAUCAACGUAAGCAAUAAACUCUAUAGGGACGCUUGGGAUGAUGUAAAGAAAUACAUUGAUUACAGGUCAGAUGCAAUUCCAAUCAGAACAGCCAAAGCCUCAAGACAAAUUGCCAGUGAUUACAAGUACAAAGAAGGUUACCGUAAGCAAGUGGGACACCACGUUGGAUUCCGGAAUAUCCAUGAUGAUCCCAAGCUAGUGCUGGCGAUGCGUGUAGCCAAAUUGCAGAGUGAGAGGGAAUACAAGAAAAAUUUUGAGAAGUUUAAAACCAAGUUUAAUAGCCCAGUGGACAUGCUGUCCAUUUUGUUGGCCAAGAAAUGUCAGAAACUGGUUAGUGACAUUGAUUAUCGCCGCUAUCUCCAUGAAUGGAUAUGUUUGCCUGACCAGAAUGAUGUCAUCCAAGCCAAGAAAGCCUAUGAAUUACAGAGUGAUGCUGUUUAUAAAUCUGACCUAGAAUGGCUACGAGGAAUUGGCUGGAUGCCAAGUGAUUCUGUCUCUGUCAACCAUGUCAAACAUGCUCAGGCUCUUAUUAACGAGAGGUUAUAUCGUACUAAAGCUGAUAGACUGCCAUUUACUCCGGUGGCUGACAGGGUUGAUUAUAUCACAGCCAAACAAGGUGGAGAAAUACUAAGUGAUGUUAAAUACCACCAGGAAUGGAACAGCAUCAAGGACAUUUAUACAUUAACAGAUACACCUCGGUUGCGAGCAGUUAAAGAAGCAGCUAGGAUUCUUAAUGAGCAUCUGUACAAGGACAGCUGGGAGAAAGAUAAAGCUAUUGGCUACAGUUUGCCUCCUGACAGCGUGCCAUUUCGUCAUGCCAAGCAUUCUGAUAACGUCCAAAGUGAGCUGAAAUAUAAGGCAGAUUACGUCAUCCAAAGAGGCCACUAUGUUGGGGUCAAUAAUAUGAGAGAGGAUCCAAAACUGGUGUGGUUUGAGCAUGCUGGCAAGAUUCAGAAUGACAGGUUAUACAAAGAAUCCUAUCACAAAACAAAGUCCCACGUUCACAUACCUCCAGAUAUACGCUCAGUGAUUGCAGCCAGAGACUGCCAGCACAUUGUCAGUGAAAUUCCAUAUCGUCACCACUUUCAUGAAUGGACGUGUCACCCUGACCAAAAUGAUUGCAUCCAGGCAAAGAAAGCCUAUGACCUUCAAAGUGAUAAUCUUUAUAAAUCUGAUCUUGAAUGGCUCCGUGGCUGUGGUUGGAUUCCAUUAGAUUCGGUGGAUCAUCAGAGAGUAAAAAAUGCUCAGGAAUUAAUAAACAAGAGAAUCUACACAAAGGAAGCCAUUGAUAAUUUUGACCAUUUCACAUCCGUUGAAGACACUCCAGAUGUGGUUUUGGCAAAGGCAAACUCGAUCAUGCAGAGUGACGUGAAAUACAAAGAAACCUUUAACCUUCAAAAAGGCCACUACAUCGGUUCUGAUGACACACCGGCCUUAAAUCAUUCCAGAGAGAUGAUAAAACUAUACAGCGAUUACGUGUACAAGGAUGCUUGGGAAUCAAAGAAGGCUUAUGGUUACACUUUGCCUCCAGAUUACAUCCCAAUUGUUGGUGCCAAACAUGCCGAUUAUAUUAACAGCGAGCUCAAAUAUAAAGCAAUAUACGAGAAGCUAAAGGGUCAUUAUCUGGCGGGGAAACAUAAAAAAGACUUCCCAAGUGUGCUCCAUUGUCUUGCUUUCCAAAAAAUGCGGAGUGCGUUGGCCUACAGGAAAAAUUAUGAAGACAACAAGGCACACAUUCAUAUUCCAAGUGACAUGAUCAACCAUGUGCUGGCUAAGAAAUGUCAGUAUAUCCUCAGUGACCUUGAAUACCGAACCUACCUGCACCAGUGGAACUGUUCCCCUGAAGAGAAUGAUGUGGUGAUGGCUAGAAAGGCUCAGGAGAUUCUGAGUGAUGUGCUAUACAAAGAUGAUUUGAACUGGCUGAAGGGAAUUGGAUGCUACGUGUGGGACACUCCUCAAAUCCUGCAUGCCAAGAAGUCUUAUGACCUUCAGAGUCAACUGAAAUACACAAAACAAGGGAAGGACAAUUUACCGAACUACGGUGUGGUUAUGGACACGCCAGUUUAUGUAACUGCCGUUCAGAGUGGUCACAAUGCUAGUGAGCUGAAAUAUAAAGAACAAUACCAUAAAACAAAGGACAAAUAUACCACAGUACUGAAAACGGCAGAUCAUGAUAGGAUCCAGAAACUCAAGCACCUCUUCAGUGAUAAUGUAUACAAGAAACUGUGGGAGAAAAUCAAGUCCAUCACUUAUAAAUUGCCUCCUGAUGCUGUGCCUUUCGUUCGUGCUAAACAGCUGAAAUAUAAUGCCAGUAUUGUGAAAUAUCGGGAAGAAUAUGAUAAAUUUAAAGCACUCUACACUUUACCUAGAGGUGUCCAGGAUGAUCCCAACACUGCAAGAUGCUUAAGAGUUGGCAAGCUGAACAUUGAUCGUUUAUACAGAGCUGUCUAUGAAAAGAACAAGGCUAAAAUCCAUAUUGCGCCAGACAUGGUGGGCAUUGUGACAGCUAAGAAAACACAGCAGAAAAUCAGUGAAGUUGAUUAUCGUGUCCAUCUCCAUCAGUGGGCUAGUAUUCCAGACCCUCAUGCCAAUAUUCUUGCCCGAAAAGUCAAUAAUCAACUUAGUGAUUUUGUAUACAAAGAUGAUCUCAACUGGCUCAAAGGCAUUGGCUGUUUUGUUUGGGACACUCCUGAAAUUCUUCAUGCUAAACAUGCCUAUGACCUUCGCAAUCUCCUCAAAUACAAGGCGGAGGCAGAGAAAAUGAAGAGCAAAUAUUCUGUAGUCACACACACCCCUCUCUAUGUUCAAAAUGUGCUCAGUGGCAAGAAUCUGAGUGAAGCUGUUUACCGCCAUAACUACGUGCAUCAUAUCAAAGGGAAAUAUACACCAACAAAUAAGACAGUGGAUCUGGAGCGGGCAAAUCGGGCUUACAAGAUACAGAGUGAACCUCUCUACCGGAACGCUGGCUUGCAUGCCCUUCCCACUGGAUACAAACUCCCACCAGAUACCCCUGGUUUCAAGCAUGCUAAACAUGCCUACUAUAUUGGCAGUGAUAUAAAAUAUAAAGAAAUUUUUGAACACAUGAAGGGCGCUGGUUACAAUUUUGGGCCCAAAGCUGUUCCAUUUGUACAUACAAGGAAAGUCAAUAAAAUCCUUAAUGAGAGAAUGUAUCGGGAGAUUUAUCACAAAAAUAAAGAUAAAAUUCAUACUACACCUGAUACUCCACACAAUCGGCAAGUGAAAAUAAACCAAGAAGCUUUCAGUGAUCUUAUCUACAAGACUGAUUUCUUCAAGAUGCAAGGACACUUAAUUUCCUUACCGUUUACUCCACAAACUGUACACAACCGCUAUGUUGGAGAAAUUACAAGUGAUAUUAAAUACAAAAGUGAUCUACAAUGGCUCAAAGGUCUGGGCUGCUUCCUGUAUGAUACUCCAGAUAUGGUCCGUUCGCGGCAUUUACGCAAACUCUGGUCUCAUUAUGUGUACACUGAUGCUGCAAAGAAAAUACGAGACAAAUACUCUGUGGUUCUGGAUACCCCUGUUUAUAGAAAAGACCAGGAACUAAAGACCCACCUUAGUGAGAUUGUAUACAGAGCUGCAGGUAAAGAGCAAAAGACUAAGUACACAUCAAUCCUUGAUACACCAGAUUUCAACAGAGCCAAAAGGGGACAAAAACUGCAGAGUCAGUACCUGUAUGUUGAACUCGCCACCAAGGAAAGACCACAUCAUCAUGCUGGAGACCAGACGCCUGCCUUAAAACUUGCUAAGCAUGUGAAGGACUUUGCCAGUGAGAAAAAAUACAGAUCACUCUACGAUAAACUAAAGGAUAAAUACGUAACAGUCCCAGAUACACCAAUCCUCAUCAGAGCUAAGAAGGCUUAUCUGAACGCCAGUGAUCUGCGUUACAAAGAAACAUUUGAGCGAGCAAAGGGUAAAUACCACACUGUAAAGGAUGCCUUAGAUAUUGUCUAUCACCGCAAGGUCACUGAUGAUAUCAGCAAAGUGAAAUAUAAAGAAAAGUACAUGAGCGAAUUAGGAUUUUGGAGAUCUAUCCCAGAUCGGCCAGAACACUACCACCAUCGUGCAGUCACUGAUGCAGUUAGUACUGUUAAAUAUAAGGAAGAUUUAACAUGGCUCAAAGGCAUAGGAUGCUAUGCAUGGGAUACUCCUGAUCUCGUCCUCGCAGGAAAGAAUAAAGCUCUCUAUAGUCCAUAUAAGUACAAGGAAACAUUUGAAAAGACAAAAUCCAAGUUCGAGUAUGUUGCUGACAGUCCAAUUAACAGACAUUUUAAAUAUGCUACUCGGUUGAUGGAUGCGAAAUUGUACAAAUCCGAGUACGAGAAGAAGAAGGAUAAGUAUUCCUUUGUGGUGGAUGACCCUAAAACCUUGCUGGCCAAAUGGGGAGGAGAGUUAAGCAGUCAGAAUAAAUAUAAGUCUAGUGCCAAGUUGUUCCUUCAACGGGGAUGUAAUGAAAUUCUGCGACCAGAUAUGCUGACAGCAUUGUACAACACAUAUCAGUGGAGUCAGUACAAGUACAAAAGGCUAUAUGAAAAACAGAAGGACAAAUUUACAAGUGUUGUGGAUACGCCAGAACAUCUGAGGACUACCAAAGUCAACAAGCUAAUCAGUGAUAUUCUUUAUAAACUGGAAUUCCAGAAAGCCAAACCAAAGGGAUAUACCAGCAUUCAUGAUACUCCCAUGAUUCUCCACGUACGGAAGGUCAUGGACAGAAUAAGUGAACUGAAAUACAAAGAGCUCUAUGAGCAGAACAAAUCUCACUGCAAUGUGAUACCAGAUUCAGUUCACAUUAAAGCUGCUAAGCAGGCUUACAAAGUGAAUAGCAAUCUGGAUUACAAGAAGAAAUAUGAAGCAACCAAAGCUCACUGGCACUGGACCAUGGAUAGACCUGACUUUAUCCAAGCUGCUAAGACAUCCUUGCAACAGAGUGAUUAUGAAUACAAGCUUGACCGAGAAUACCUCAAAGGAUGCAAGUUGUCUGUAACAGAUGACAAAAACACAGUGUUGGCAUUGCAGAAUGCAAUCUUGGCAAGCGAUUUAAAAUACAAAGAGAAGCACAACAAGGAACGGGGAAGCAUCCUUCCUGUUCCAGACACUCCCCAGAUCCUUCUUGCCAAGAUGGUUAGCUCUCUUGUGUCUGAGAACAAAUACAAAGAGCAUGUGAAGAAACACCUCCCACAUGGUUCUUUCACAAAAUUGCCAGAAACACGGGAUACUGUUCAUGUCAAGAAAGUCACCCGUAAUGUUAGUGAGACAAAUUAUAAAAAGAAAUUUCAAAAACAAAAAGGCAAGUCAGAUUAUUCCAUCAUGGUGGAACCUCCUGAUGUGAAGCACGCCAUGGAUGUGGCAAAGAAACAGAGUAUUGUCGAAUAUAAAAAAGAUGCCAAAUCACAGCUCCACUAUACCACUGUGGCAGAUAGACCUGAUAUUAUGAAGGCCACACAAGUCUCCCAUUUAGUCAGCGACAUUGAAUACAAAGGCAAAGGUCGCAAAGAUGCUGGAGUAGGAGUCACCAUGCUUGGACGUCCAGAUAUUGAACUUGCCAAAGAAGUGUCCAAACUAACCAGCCAGAUCAAGUACAAAGAAAGGUUCGAUAAAGAAAAAGGAAAGAAGCCUCAAUAUGAUCUGAAGGAGAGCAAGAUCUACAAGACCUUAAAAGAUGCUCACCACAUUGCAAGUGAAAUUAAAUAUAAGGCAGAUCUGAAGAAACUUCACAAGCCGGUGACUGAUAUGUCUGAAUCUCUUGCGAUGAAUCAUGUUUUGAACACCAGCCACCUUGCCAGCACUUACCAGUACAAGAAGCAGUACGAGAGGAAUAAAGGUCACUACCACGUAAUUCCAGAUAACCUUGAACAGCUCCAUCUAAAGGAGGCCUCAGAACUUCAGAGCAUAGUGAAAUACAAGGAAAAAUAUGAAAAGGAAAGAGGAAAACCCAUGCUGGACUUUGAAACACCUACAUAUAUCACUGCUAAGGAAGCACAACAGAUGCAGAGUGAGAAAGAAUAUAAGAAAGAUUUUGAAGAGUCCAUUAAGGGCCGGAAUCUUACUGGUUUGGAGGUUACACCAUCUUUACUGCAUGUCAGAUAUGCCACUAAGAUAGCAAGCGAGAAAGAAUACAGGAGAGAUUUAGAAGAAGGUGUAAAAGGCAAAGGCCUAACAAUUCUAGAAGAGACACCAGAUUUACUUAGAGCAAAGAAUGCAACCUAUAUCUUGAAUGAGAAAGAAUACAAGAAGGCUCUGGAGAUGGAAAUCAAAGGAAGGGGACUAACAGACCUUGCAUUGGAGACACCUGAUUAUAUGAGGGCAAAGAAUGCCACAGAUAUUGCUAGUGAGCUUAAAUAUAAGCACUCCGCGGAAAUGGAAAAAGCCAAUUAUACUACAGUUGUUGACACUCCAGAAAUCAUCCAUGCACAUCAUGUGAAGAACUUUUCCAGUAAGAAAAAGUAUAAGGAGGAUGCAGAGAAAACCAUGCCAUACUAUGUGUCUGUGCUAGAGACUCCAGAAAAUCAGCGGGUUCGAGAAAAUCAAAAGAAUUUUAGCAUGCUUCAGUAUCAGCAUGAUCUGCAGGACAGUAAAGGAAAGGUCACCGUUGUAAAUGAAACACCAGAAAUAUUACGAGUUAAAGAAAACCAGAAAAAUUUUAGCUCGGUUUUAUACAAAGAUAUCAUUGGAACAGGAACAGCAAUUGAAAAAACACCAGAGACACAGAGAAUUAGAAAAACUACAGAUGCCAUUAGCACGAUUAAGUACAAGGAGAACAUUGGAAAAGGAACUCCCAUUCCUGACCUUCCUGAAGUAAAACGGGUCAAGGAGACGCAGAAACACAUCAGCACGGUAAUGUACAAAGAGAAUGCAGGGCAAGGAACUGCAAUAUCAAGUACUCCAGAAAUAGAGAGAGUCAGACGCAAUCAAGAACACAUUAGCUCGGUGUCUUACAAAGAACAGGUGGGCACAGGAAUGGCAACUCCUGUUACGCCAGAAAUGGAGCGGGUCAGACGUAAUCAGGAGAACAUUAGCUCGGUAUUAUACAAAGAGAAUUUAGGGUCUGGAACUCCAACAACAAUUACUCCAGAGUUGGAGAGAGUCAGACGCAAUCAAGAAAUCUAUAGCUCGGUCCUAUACAAAGAAAACCUAGGGACAGGCACCCCGACUCCUGUCACUCCUGAGAUGGAGAGAGUCAAACACAACCAAGAAAUCAUUAGCUCGGUGUUGUACAAAGAGAAUGUAGGGAAAGCAACCCCAACUUCUGUCACUCCAGAGAUGGAGAGAGUCAAACGCAAUCAAGAACACAUUAGCUCGGUUUUGUACAAAGAGGACAUAGGGAAAGGAACUUCUGUACCCAUCACUCCCGAGAUGGAAAGAGUUAAAUGCAAUCAAGAAUACAUUAGCUCGGUUGCAUACAAAGAAGAUGUAGGGAAAGGAACCCCUACACCUGUCACUCCAGAGAUGGAGAGAGUUAAACGCAAUCAAGAACACAUUAGCUCGGUCUUAUACAAAGAGGGACUGGGAAAAGGUACCCCUAUACCUGUCACUCCUGAGAUAGAGAGAAUCAAACGCAAUCAAGAACACAUUAGCUCGGUGUUGUACAAAGAGGACAUAGGAAAAGGAAUUCCUACCCCUGUCACUCCAGAGAUGGAGAGAGUCAAACGCAAUCAAGAACAUAUUAGCUCGGUUUUGUACAAAGAGGGUUUGGGGAAAGGUACUCCGAUACCUAUCACUCCUGACAUGGAGAGAGCGAAGCGCAAUCAAGAGUUCAUUAGCUCGGUUCUCUACAAAGAAAAUUUGGGGCAAGCAACCCCAACACCAGUUACUCCUGAGAUGGAAAGAGCCAAACGCAAUCAAGAAAACAUUAGCUUGGUUUUAUACAAAGAGAGCCUGGGAAAAGGAACCCCAACUUCGAUCACUCCAGAGAUGGAGAGGGCCAAACGCAAUCAAGAAAACAUUAGCUCGAUCCUCUAUUCAGAUAGCUUCCGGAAGCAAGUACAAGGAAAAGCACCUUUUGUCUUGGAUACUCCUGAAAUGAGGCGUGUUCGGGAGACACAGCGGCACAUUUCCACAGUGAAAUACCAUGAAGACUUUGAAAAGACCAAAGGUAGUUUCACACCUGUUGUCACAGAUCCCAUAACAGAACGUGUAAAGAAGAAUAUGCAAGACUUCAGUGACAUUAACUAUAGGGGCAUUCAGAGAAGAGUUGUAGAAAUGGAGCAGAAACGAAUAGGUCAGGAUCAAGAACUGAAUAACCUAACAGGCCUUCGUGUAUGGCGAACCAAUCCUGGAUCAGUCUUUGACUAUGACCCAGCAGAAGAUAACAUUCAGUCGAGAAGCUUACACUUGCUGGCAGUGCAAGCCCAGCGACGUAGUCGAGAGCAUUCACGUUCUGCCAGUGCUGUCAGUCUCAGCGGCGGGGAUGAAAAAGCUGAGCAUUCAGAGGCCGCUGAUCAGCAUUUGUCAUAUUACAGCAAUGGAGGCUUCUUUCCUACAACUACAACAGUGGAUUACAAACAUGCCAAAACUGUAGAGCUGCCACAACAAAGAUCAUCUUCUGUUGCAACUCAACAGACUACAGUAUCUUCCAUCCCCUCUCAUCCAUCUACUGCAGGGAAGACUUAUCGUGCUAUGUAUGACUACACAGCAGCAGAUGCUGAUGAAGUCUCUUUCAAAGAUGGCGAUGCAAUUGUCAACGUCCAAGCCGUCGAUGAAGGAUGGAUGUAUGGAACUGUGCAAAGAACAGGCAAAACAGGCAUGCUUCCAGCCAACUAUGUAGAAGCAGUUUAAACGGAGACUCACAUUGACAUGGACAAUAAGAAGGCCCUUUAUGCCACAUCAGUUCAGUACAAUUCAUAACGGUUGCCAAAAAUGCCUUAUUUUCUCCCUCUUGAUACAUGUGAAGAAUUGUCUGGCAUCUAAAACUUUCAGGAAACAUUAUCCAUCCUAGUUUGACGAGGUGUUUAAAAGAGAGUUUUGGGUACCUGAAAUUCAGUAUUUCAUCCCUCUUUUAAUUUAUCUGAAUUUGCACGAUUCAGUUUAUUUUCAUGAGUCAUUGAAUUGUAUUGGUUUACGUGGUUUUUCAAGAGAUGCAGUGAUCACACACGAUAGUCUAAACACAGCGGAAUGUAUCCAUGUCUGUUUCUAGUACACAACACCUUAAACUAGUUAAAAGUGGAAAGCCUCUCUUCUGCCCUACUUAGUGAAUACUGAUGUGAUGCAUGCAUUGUUAAUCUGCGUGUUCUUGCGUCGCAGUACUGUCAAUUUCCUCUCAAAUUAGUGACUAAUAAAUGUCAUGUUUCCGCAAAUCUA